Messenger RNA from Polyodon spathula (Mississippi paddlefish), 2513 nucleotides. RefSeq names its product ras-related protein Rab-11B-like. Gene Ontology annotation, molecular function: GTPase activity; GTP binding. Gene Ontology annotation, biological process: constitutive secretory pathway; regulated exocytosis. The transcript is spliced from 5 exons. The record is from RefSeq and is a predicted model, not a curated record. Gene Ontology annotation, cellular component: recycling endosome. NCBI's taxonomy places the organism in Eukaryota, Metazoa, Chordata, Actinopteri, Acipenseriformes, Polyodontidae. The coding region runs from base 192 to 848 and encodes 218 amino acids.
UCGUGGGCUCCUCCCUUCGCUGCAGACUCAGGAAGGUGGCUCUGUAUCUUCUUGCGGUCGGAUUUGACAGCCCCUUCUUGUCUUGCUCAAAAAAAAAAAAAAAAUUGCAGGAACACGACACAACGCCAGACCAAAACAAGUAAUCAAUCGGCCUUUGUUCCCUGCACAGAGGGGAAGCCACGGUUGGAAAUAUGGGCAACAGAGACGAUGAAUACGAUUUCUUGUUCAAAGUGGUGCUGAUCGGUGACUCUGGGGUGGGAAAGAGUAACCUGCUUUCCCGAUUCACACGCAAUGAGUUCAACCUGGAGAGCAAGAGCACCAUCGGGGUGGAGUUCGCCACCCGCAGCAUCCAGGUGGACGGCAAGACGAUAAAGGCUCAGAUCUGGGACACAGCCGGGCAGGAGCGCUACCGAGCCAUCACGUCGGCGUACUACCGGGGUGCGGUGGGUGCUCUGCUGGUCUAUGACAUCGCCAAGCACCUGACCUACGAGAACGUGGAGCGCUGGCUGAAGGAGCUGCGGGACCACGCUGACAACAACAUCGUCAUCAUGCUGGUGGGCAACAAGAGCGACCUGCGGCACCUGAGGGCUGUGCCCACCGACGAGGCCCGUGCCUUUGCAGAAAAGAAUACUUUAUCAUUUAUUGAAACCUCUGCCCUGGACUCGACCAAUGUGGAGGAGGCAUUCAAAAAUAUCCUGACAGAGAUUUACCGGAUUGUAUCGCAGAAGCAGAUCACUGACCGAUCGGUGCAUGACGAGUCUCCUGGCAACAACGUGGUGGACAUCAGCGUUCCGCCCACCACAGACGGCCAGAGACCCAACAAACUGCAAUGCUGCCAAAACCUGUGAUCCCCGAUCCCUCCCCUUCCCCUUCGUGUUGUUUGUGCUGCUGUCGCAUAGUCCCUGAUUUCACUGGAAUUUUCUAUUGUCCCGUUACUUCAUUUCAUAGAGUUAUGUUCUGCCUUCUGUCGUUAGCCCCUAAAUCUACACUUGAGGGAAGUUAAUACAGUCUGCAGUGCCUAGAGCAGCUGUGAGGUCCCCCACCCCACUAGCAGGCACUCUCUAUGACAUCAUCUAGAGCAGCCCUGACUGUGACAAGCUGAGACCGCUUAGGCUACACGCAUUUCUAUUUAUCUAAUAGAGGACCAUAGAGAAAUGUGCAAGUUAUCUUUUAAAAUAAUGACGCAGUUGCAAUAUUUGACCUGCAGGUGGUGUAGAUAUAAAAAAAUAAAUAAAUAAAUAAACAAAAACAAAAACACCUUAAACAGGGAAGUGCUUUCUACCACUUUUACACUUUAUGGCUAUAGUUUGAAUUGGAGAACACAAAUGUAGUGCUACCCGAGUAAUGCCCUUGUUCGAUCAGCCUUCGUUGUGAAUGCUGGCGUCCUGUGAUGUCAAGGCAUGAAGACAGGGUUGCAGCUCUGCAGUGAAGGAAGAGGGGUGUUUUCAAAGAACUCGUGUGGUGUUCCGUAACCACGUCUCUUUCUGUAUAGGUUUGCAUUCAAACCCUGUUGUGAAUUUUAAAUUGAUUCCCUCUUUUCGCCGCUAGUGAAAAUGGUAGUGCUCCUCCCAGCCACUGCUGAGAAUUUAUUAGUGGUAGCAUGUUAUUAUUAUUAACCAGUGCACAGUAUGGUAAGGAGACAGUUUAGGGCUUUGUCAAGUGAAACAAAUAGACAAAAAAAAAGUGCCACCUCAGCUCUGAGAUGCUCAAAAAGACAUGACAGGGUCUGUUUUAUUUAUCUAAAGCGAUUUUAAUACAGUUCAAUACAGACAUCAUAUUAGUUCAGUCAUGGGCAAUCUGUUGACCCCCCUUAUUAAGCACUGUUUGAUCAAUAUUCAGGUGUAGAAAACCUGUACAUGUCAUUGUUUUGUACAGUUGGAUGUACGCAGUGAACACAGCAAGGCUAGUCACAUGAUAACAUAACCAAAAUCAACACGUUUUAGGUUAAAAGUCUGCAAAUAUUUGUAAGUUUUUACAUUUAAAAUGCAUAUUUACUUCUCUUUUUCUUGCAUGCUCCGCUUGUCUGAAAGGACUGGACUGUAGACACGAGCCCCCCACUGAAGACUGCUUCUAAUGGGCUUUAAUACCUGCUCCAGCUCAGCAAUAAGGCGAACAGUAUAGUACGGUGGUAAAAUUGAAAGUCUCCUAAAAGCAAGAUUAAAUACAAAAAAAAAAAAAAAAAAAAAAAAAAGGGGGGGGGGGGGGGUAAUGUGAUAACUUAUAAAAGUCAUGAUUUUAAUGGAAUCCCUAUUUAGAACCAUAUAGACUAUUGAAAUAGAGUACAUUGUGUUGAUGAUGCAUUAGUACACACCAGUGCUUAAUCACAGUGAACAGGUGGGAUCUUGUGUUAAGGCCACUCUGAACCCAGCACUAAUUGAAACUAAUGAAGAAGCACUCUUACUCUAUCUGGGGGAGUCCUGGUUUAACGAAGCGUACAGAUCUACUCAACGAGCUCUGCUCUCUCCUGAGAGGUGAACAAGCGAAGCCAGUAAUAAACAUUGUUUCAAAACUUA